Molecule: messenger RNA, 4419 nt
Organism: Rhincodon typus (whale shark)
Lineage: Eukaryota; Metazoa; Chordata; Chondrichthyes; Orectolobiformes; Rhincodontidae
Product: metastasis-associated protein MTA1-like
Exons: 17
Coding region: 15-1904 (629 amino acids)
Biological process (GO): negative regulation of transcription by RNA polymerase II; double-strand break repair; response to ionizing radiation
Cellular component (GO): NuRD complex; nucleoplasm
Molecular function (GO): sequence-specific DNA binding; histone deacetylase binding; transcription coactivator activity
Source: RefSeq, a predicted model, not a curated record
AAGUGGAAGAGGAGAUGGAGAACACAGAACUACAGGAGCUAUCAGAGAAUGAGCGGCACCAGCUGAAGCACCGGGAACUCUUCCUGUCACGGCAGCUAGAAUCUUUACCAGCAACCCACAUCAGGGGUAAGUGCAGUGUUACGCUGCUAAACGAAACAGAAUUACUUCUAUCCUACCUGGAACGUGAGGACACUUUUUUUUAUUCGCUUGUCUAUGAUCCACAACUGAAAACCCUUUUGGCAGAUAAGGGCGAAAUCCGCGUUGGUCCCCAAUACCAGGCAGACAUUACAGACCUACUGAAAGAAGGAGAGGAGGAUGGAAGAGAUCAGUCCAAAAUGGAAGCCAAAAUCUGGGAUGGUGACACCCCACUGACAGACAAACAGAUUGACCAGUUCUUAGUAGUCGCUCGGUCUGUAGGUACAUUUGCCCGUGCUUUAGACUGCAGUAGUUCAGUGAGACAGCCUAGUUUGCACAUGAGUGCAGCAGCUGCCUCCAGGGAUAUCACCCAGUUUCACGCCAUGGACACCUUGUACAAAAGCACCUAUGAGGUUUCGCAGGCCAUCUCUGCGCUAGUUCCACAGGGUGGGCCGGUGCUUUGCCGAGACGAAAUGGAAGAGUGGUCUGCUUCAGAGGCCAACCUAUUUGAGGAAGCGCUGGAGAAGUAUGGGAAGGACUUUGAAGACAUCCAACAGGAUUUUUUGCCCUGGAAGUCAUUAACCAGCAUCGUAGAGUAUUAUUACAUGUGGAAAACGACUGACCGAUAUGUCCAACAGAAACGGUUGAAAGCAGCUGAAGCAGAAAGCAAACUGAAGCAAGUGUACAUUCCUAACUAUAAUAAGCCAAACCCAAACCAGAUCAAUGGAAGCAGCUCAAAGACAGGAACAAUGAAUGGAGGGAGUGCACUGGCACCAAACGGGGCAGUGGCAGUGCCAGGACCGGGUCGAGCUUGCGAGAGCUGUUUCACUAACCAGUCAUAUCAGUGGUACUCAUGGGGCCCACCCAACAUGCAAUGCCGGCUCUGUGCAGCCUGCUGGGCCUAUUGGAAGAAGUACGGUGGCCUGAAGAUGCCAACCCGGCUAGAUGGCGAAAGGCCUGGACCAAACCGGAAUAACCUGAAUGCCCAGGGUCUGCCGGUAAGGAACAGCAGUAGCCCCAAGUUCGCACUGAAGACACGGCAGGCCUUUUAUCUGCAUACAAACAAACUGACAAGAACGGCCAGGCAUCUAUGUCAAGACAUUUUGCAACAGGCAGCACGGCACCCCCAUGUGCCGAUUAACAUCACAGCCAUCAAGACAGAGUAUACACUGCGAUUACCCACAGUAUCAACACAGACCACAGGAUUGAAACGAGCAGCUAGGAAACCCUUGGAAACAAUUGUGGAGUACCUAGAAGCCCAUCCGUGCCCGAAGCAAGACCGACCCAAUGUCAGUUUGCGCAUCAGCAACGUGACACCUGCCAAGCUGAUGCCUAUUUUAAAUCACAGUUCUCCAACCAUCCUGGGCAAGCGUAGCUACGAACAACACAAUGGCAUAGAUGGCAACACAAAGAAACGUCUUCUGAUGCCUUGUAGGGGUCUGUCGGACCAUGCCCAAGGGAGUCAGCUGGGACCUGCUCGAAACUCUAUGGUCAAUGGGAGAUCUUACCCAGCCAGUGUCAGAGCUCCACGAGCAGGCUCGGUGCCACCAGUGAAGCAUAGGCGGUUAAAUUGGAUCGAUGCCCCAGGCGACGUCUUUUUCAUGGCAACUGAUGAAACCAGGAAGAUCCGCAAGUUACUUUCUUCCUUUGAGAGGAGACGGAGUGGGAGAAGGCCCCAAGCUCAGAUUGCCAUUGAACAGUGCCAACCAGACCCAGCAAAAGAACCAAGGUCUCCCCUCAGUGAUGAGCCCAUUGUGAUUGAAGAUUAAGGAAAAAAGUCAACAUCAUUCAUCUGCUUGUAUUUCACCCUGACAGUGUUGGCUUCGCCCAGAGGAAAGGGAACUGUAUUUGUUUUCUUCUGAAAAAAAAUUUAUAAAGUAUCUUUGUAGCAGUGCUCUCAUCUGAAACUGAGACAUCAGUUAUUAGUUGGUUAUCUGCCCUUCCUAUCAUUUGUUUUCUGUCAUUGGACUUACAGAAGGAAAAAUUUAUGUUGAUAAAAAAUCCACAACCUCAGGAUGUCUCAAAGUGUUUUACAGCCGAUGAAGUAACUCUUGAAGUGUAGUCACUGUUGUCUGUAUGGAAGUGUGGCAAUCAAAUUGCGGACAGGUCCCACAAAGCAAAAUGAAAUGAAUAGACAGAUGUUCAGUUUUAAGGAUAUUGGUUGAGGGAUAAAUGUUGGCCAGUCUGGAAAGAAUUCUCAGUACCUGUUCACCAGCUCUAAAGUCAAUUUAAAUUAUUAAGGUAUAAGACAGAAAGCAAAAUUUUAUUUUCAGAUUUGGUCUAGUGAAGAUCAGAACUUGAGUCCAAAUGGAUAUCUUAUGGUUCUGAGGUGAGCCGUUCUAAUCCGUCACACUGUGUUUUUAGUUUUCAUUAUGAAGUUUUGCAUUCUUGAAAAUGUCAGCUGCUCAAAGCUUUCUGCUUCAUUCAAAAGGGAAAGCCAAGAAUUUAUUUCCUCCUUUCCUCCCCACUGAUGGUGCCUUGCAGUUCUAGGGUGCACUGCCCAAAGUCACCUGCUGCAUUUCCAUAUCCCUCUUUCACAUCACAAUUGAGGUGCAAUGAAGGGUCCUACCUGAGACAGCAACACACUUUCCUGUUCCACACAGUGAUUGACUUGGCUAUUUUCAACAUUAGUGGUGGGGAAUUGGUAUUUAAAGCUCUCAUUUUGACCCCUUCUUCCAAAAGUCCUAAUCUCUUCAUGAUAUAUAGUUCUGCAGAAGCCAGCACCUCUUGAGUGUCUCACACAAAUGACCUGUGUGUUUGGUUAAUGAAUGGUAGCUGACUGUCUGACCAUGGGGCGAAUCAUAACUCAACCUGAUCCUAUCUUGACCUGACACUCAAGUACUUUCACUUUCUCACAGGGUAGUGAACAACAUAAGGAAGACAGGCUGGUAAUUUUCCAGAUCACAGUCUGGGACUUAGCAGUAGCUGUCCUCUGAAAUUAAAGCACACUAGGAAUUUAAACCUGUGUUAAAAAAUAUCUACAUAAUCCCAAGAUAUUUGUUGAGUGAGUGAUAGUACAGAGAAAUGGAGGCAGGUGGAGUUUUAACAAAAAAAGUCAUUUCCGUUCUCUUUCUCAUGGUCAAAUUUAGUUCUCUUCUAUCUAUAUGUUUCUUCUCUGUUCACCUGCCUGCAUUAUACAGAUGUUCUCGAUCGUAGUUCCCAGAUCAGGUCCAGUGCAGCCUCAAUGUGAGAGUCAGACCGGAAGAAGCGAUUUUAUUCUGCAUUGCUUUCUCACCCUGUUCAAAAAGCUCUGCAUAUACUAACUUUCCCUCUUGUUGGCUAGAUUUAAUUUACCUCUUCCCUUCUCAGUGAGUUAAUGACCUCAUUUGAUCUUUUAAAUCCUAAACCUCAUCCCUAACCUUUCCCUGGAUCAGAGGGUGGUUAUGAACUGGAACAUGAGAAGAACAGGAUGGAAGUGUAUCUGAAUGCUGCCACCUUCUCAUCUCCACCAGAAUUAACUUCUGGGCAAGAAGACCCAUGGUCAAUCUUGUGUUCUGCUGCCAUUUGAGGCCCCUAGGUGACCAGUUAAUGAUUACUGAAGGCCCUCAUCUGCAAGCACAGGGAUUAACCCAACUGCAGGCAGGCCUCCUGCCAGGUAGCAUGUGCAGCAAGCUAUAAUUGUGUGGCCAACUAGUUCCAUCUGGAGGCAGGACUUUCCCCUUAAUCAGAUGCAUUCAGUGCCUGAUCAAGGAAUUGGACACUGAGAAGAUGGGUCCCAAUGACAUCCAUCCCCUGUCUUUGCUGUUGAACUCUCUGCACCCUUUUCCUAAAUCGUCUUUCCCUUACCCCUCUUUGUCCUUGGUUGCUUACAAUCCUGGGUGCUCUGGAACCUGUUCUUCCUGUAGCAGUCACAGCCUCCCCAGUAGUGCUGCUGGCUUACAGCUCUCAGUAAGUGAAACUCCCAUCCCUGGGAACUUGGUUCCCAGAAUAAGACCUGUCACUGGCCUCCUCACUGGCUGAGUGGCUUGUGGUUGAGAGGGCCACCUUGAAAAGAGGCAGUGCUCUCACAGUGCCUCCCCAGCCAGUCGGCAGGAUACCCAAUCCAUCAACAAGAUGCUCUGCUCUUUAUCUCCAACAACAUGGUUGCUUGUAAAAAGAUCCUGAAAAUUUGACAGAGCUCAGCAGUACUCUACAGUGACUCCCAACUAGCCAAGUGUCUUUAUACUUUGAGGAUGGAGUUUUUUUAAAAAAAAGUCUUUUUUUUAAAAGAAGUUUUUUCUGUUUGAAUGCAACAAACUGACUGCAUAACUUCCUGUUUGUGAAUAAAGAUGGAGUUUAUGUUAA